Molecule: messenger RNA, 1528 nt
Organism: Musca domestica (house fly)
Lineage: Eukaryota; Metazoa; Arthropoda; Insecta; Diptera; Muscidae
Product: DDB1- and CUL4-associated factor 13
Exons: 3
Coding region: 94-1431 (445 amino acids)
Biological process (GO): maturation of SSU-rRNA from tricistronic rRNA transcript (SSU-rRNA, 5.8S rRNA, LSU-rRNA)
Cellular component (GO): small-subunit processome; nucleolus
Molecular function (GO): protein binding
Source: RefSeq, a predicted model, not a curated record
AUUUACAAAUACACGUGCCGUGUGUUUUGCUGUUGCUAGUUGCUUCCAAAGAAUAUUAAAUAUAUUGCAAAAAACAGACAAAUAUCUCGGAAAAUGAAGGUGAAAAUGAUAAGCCGUAAUCCGGACGAGUAUGUCCGUGAAACCAAACACGAACAUCAUAAACUACCACGAAAUUACGAUCCUGCUUUGCAUCCCAUGGAAUCGGCCCGUGAAUAUGUUCGUGCCUUGAAUGCUACCAAACUGGAAAGAGUGUUUGCCAAACCGUUUGUUGGCAACUUGAGUGGUCAUCGCGAUGGUGUAUCCUGUUUCGGCAAACAUCCAAAACGUUUGUCCACCCUGACAAGUGGCGCCUAUGAUGGUGAAGUACGGGUCUGGGAUUUAGCCAAUCGAGAGAGUAUUCGUAGUUUUGUGGCACAUGAGGGGUUUGUGCGUGGCAUUUGUUAUAAUGUCUCCGGUGAACGUUUCUUUACGGUGGGUGAUGAUAAAAACAUUAAGGUUUGGAAUUCGAAUGCACCCGAUGUUGGUGAGGAUGAGGAGCCCAUAAAUACCAUAUUAAGUCGCACCAUGAUAACUGGCAUUUCACAUCAUCGUAAAGAAUCCAAAUUUGCAACAUGUGGUGAAUAUUGUUCCAUCUGGGAUGAGAGUAGAAAUGAUCCAUUGAAGAACUUGAAGUGGGGUGUUGAUACUUUACAUGAUGUGGCUUUUAAUCCGGUGGAGACAUCCGUAUUGGCUUGCUGUGGUAGUGAUCGUUCGAUUAUCUUAUAUGAUCAACGUGAAGCAAAUCCUUUGAGGAAAAUGGUAAUGACUAUGAAGAGUAAUAAACUGGCAUGGAAUCCCAUGGAAGCAUUCAACUUUACAGUGGCCAACGAGGAUUGCAAUUUGUACACCUUUGAUACACGCCAACUAAGGAAUCCCCUCAAAAUACAUUUCGACCAUGUCUCUGCGGUAACGGAUGUUGACUAUUCGCCCACCGGCAAAGAAUUUGUCUCGGGCAGUUAUGACAAAACCGUACGUAUCUACAAUGUCCAUCAAAGUCAUUCACGUGAUAUUUACCACACAAAACGUAUGCAACAUAUCGUCUGUGUGGCUUGGUCAUUGGAUAAUCGUUAUCUCUUCACCGGUUCGGAUGAAAUGAAUAUACGUAUGUGGAAGGCUAAGGCAUCGGAAAAACUCGGAGUUAUACGACCCCGUGAACGUGUUGCAUUCAAUUAUCAAGAGGCACUCAAAGAAAAAUAUGCUGCCCAUCCACAAAUUAAGCGUAUCGCUAGACAUCGUCAAGUACCGCGUCAUGUAUUGAAUUCACAGAAGAAAAUGCGUGCCGUUAAGGAUAAGGAAUUGCGUAAGGAAGCCAAUGUCCGUAAUCAUUCGAAACCCGGAUCGGUGCCAUUUGUGGGCGAAAAGAAAAAGGCUGUGCUCAAGGAAGAAGUUUAGUUUAAUUAAAAGUCGAUAGUGUUUGUGCACCAGAAGAUGAAAAUGCUAGUUUUUAAGAAUGUUUUUUAGAUUUUAAAUAAAAAAAUAAUAUCAAAAA